Mesorhabditis belari is the source of this 1011-nucleotide messenger RNA. Lineage: Eukaryota; Metazoa; Nematoda; Chromadorea; Rhabditida; Rhabditidae. The record is from the annotation of a GenBank genome assembly.
AUGACAGAAUUUGCGGAUGUCAUGCUUCUCCCAGUGCAAACCACCCACUGUGGUGUUCUCCAUGUCUAUGUACAAGGAAAUCUUGAGGAGAGAGCCGGCAAAACCGUCAUCCUCACCGUUCACGACAUUGGAACUAAUCAUAAAUCUUUCAUCCGCUUCUGCAAUCAUCCAUCGAUGGCUGAUGUGAAAGCGAAGACGAUUUUUCUUCACGUUUGUGUGCCCGGACAAGAGGAUCAUUCUGCUGAAUUUGUUGGAGAUUUCCCAACUCUUACCCAAAUCGGCGAGGAUUUGUUGUGCGUUUUGGAGAAGCUUGACGUCAAGUCGUGCAUCGGAUUCGGCGAGGGAGCUGGCGCGAAUAUUAUUGCUCGUUUUGCUAUGGAGUACCCAAAUCGAAUUAUGGCGAUCAUUCUCGUGCACUGCACUUCAACCACCGCCGGAAUCCUUGAGUACUGCAAAGACAAGAUCAUGAACGUGCGUCUUGAGAACGGAGUGAUGUUUUACAUUGCAAUUCAAUUUUACAUUGAAAUUUUUCGUUUCCAUUCACCUUUGCAGGACGGUGAUAAGAAAUAUCUUUUGGCCUUCUCAAAGCGAUCAGACAUUUCUUCCCUUCUUGGAACAAAGCUUGACACUGUUGACGCUUUGUUGGUUUCUGGCGGCAAUCGGCCACAUCUCGGCUCGGUCUACAGCACUCACAAAAUCAUGAACAAGAAGAAGACCACUCUACUCAUCGUUGACAAUGUCUGCGAUGUGAUGACUGAAGCUCCAGACAACUUGGCUCGUUCAUUGAUCCUUUUGUGCAAAGGAUGUGGUGUGUUGAGCGGUGUGGCCAUUCCCGGAAUGGAACGUCAGAGAACGCUCAGCAGCUCCAUGGAAGAGGCUGAUCGUCCCCGACGACUCUCCGUCACCAAUCCCACUCCCAGUAUCCACUGGGAAAGAGUUGUCAACCCGAGAGGCAGACACCACAAAGUCGGUGAAGAUACCGUUGGCAAGAAGCCGAAAGAAAAGCGUUUG